AUGGUGCGCAGAGAGCUUAUUUGUCGCGUGGAAGAUCCCCGACCGUUGUUCAAGGAGUUGGAUCAACUACAUGGACACGACCAGGAGGACCUUUCUCGUCGAGAGCUUCUCCAGAGACUUCAAGGAGCCGCUUCACACUUCAAGGCCGCUCCUAAAGACAACGUUUGUGUUGCGACCCGCUGGAAUGGUCUUAUGGUGCAGAAUGCACUAGCCCGCUCUGUCUGUGACGAUGCAGAGGCUAUUAAUCAGGAUGCCGAGCUAUCAGACUCAAUGCGCGAAGGUCUUCCGUAUACUCAAAAGACACUCGACAAACUUGCACAGGCGAUCGCUGAAGAGAAUGAAAGGGCCAAGGAACGCGCCGAGCAGAGCAAGCAAAACGGGUUCGCGGCAAAUUCCCGUCCAGGGGAACUGGGAACUGGGCCAUCUGACCAGUUAGAACAUCGCUAUUUCGAUUCUAGAUUGCUUUCUUACGAGGAGGUUCGCAAAUCUCGCACGAGAGCGAACGAUUCUUUUAAGCAAGACGUCUUCCACCGGCUAGACAAGUUGGAGCUUGAGAUCCUGCAACACAAGAAGAAAGCCCUAGAAGAAGAGCUUCGCCUGAGAGCUCUAGAGAACACGAAGACUGAGAAAACAUGGGAACAACGAGUCAAAGACGGCGACAAGGGCCAAGCGGGACAACUAGUGAAAUCCGCUACGGAGGAAACAAUCCCUCAGACUCAUGAACAGGGGGAAAUCUACGAUGAUGGCUGGGCCAAUUUUUUCAAAGAGCCUCAGACGCCCCAUAAGCAAUACCGCUAUGCAUCUUUCCAGGAGAUUCAAGAUGAGUCAAGAGCGGCCGAGAAGCGUGGCCGAUCCCCAGCCAAUCCCGGUACUACAGAGUCUCAAGUUAUUUUCGAAGAGCCGGAUGAGCUUUGUCAUAAUGACGGUGUUGUUGGAGAGAGUGUAAGACCUUCAAGAGAACUUGGAGCAACGGUUUACGUAGAAGAGAAACCGUCUUCAGAGGACGAGAGACGUGCAAGACCCCGUUCUUCGACGCGGUCAUCUAGACGUGACUCUCAGGAUUCAGAGCAUCGUUAA
Molecule: messenger RNA, 1077 nt
Organism: Penicillium cataractarum
Lineage: Eukaryota; Fungi; Ascomycota; Eurotiomycetes; Eurotiales; Aspergillaceae
Exons: 3
Coding region: 1-1077 (358 amino acids)
Source: RefSeq, a predicted model, not a curated record